AUGAUCGGGAAUCAACAUCUUCAAGAUUUCGACCUGUCGCUUUUCGACCUAUCGCUUCUGAACACGGAGUAUAGAGUGGGUAUGCGUCUCCUAAACACUGAAAAGCUUGAGGUCGUCCUGAUCCGGGAAGAUGCAAUCCCGCCUUACGCUGUCCUGUCUCAUACAUGGGGAAAUGAUGAGGUUACGUUGCAGGAUAUGCACAACUUCAGCGCCAAGGACACGCCGAAGCGCAGUCCAAGUAUCACAAAGAUCAUCGACGCUGCUAAGCUCGCCGCCUCCCAGGGCUAUCGGUGGAUCUGGAUUGACACUUGUUGCAUAGACAAGACCAGCAGUGCGGAACUCUCUGAGGCAAUCAAUUCCAUGUACAUAUGGUAUGAAAACGCUGGUGUCUGCUAUGUCUAUAUCGAGGAUGAUACAAGAGGCCAGCAGGAUGCAGACUCAUAUUUCCAAGAUGAUUUGGGUGCAUGGACACUGCAAAAGUCCCGUUGGGUAACGAGGGGAUGGACACUGCAAGAGCUCAUAGCUCCAAAAGUGGUUCGUUUUUACACCAAGGACUGGGGAUACAUGGGGGAGAAGCGCGAUCCAUCCAUUUGCGACGCCUUGACAAGAGCAACUGGUAUUGAGACUGGAGUCUUGUCCGGCCAGAUCACAGUGACAGAAGUCAGCGUCGCGAAUCGAAUGAAAUGGGCGUCCAAAAGGCUGACAACACGGCCCGAGGAUAUCGCGUAUUGCUUGAUGGGUCUCUUCGGGGUUAACAUGCCACUAUUGUAUGGUGAAGGUGGUGUGCGGGCUUUCAUUCGGCUACAAGAGCAAAUCCUCAAAAUCACUGACGACCAAAGCAUAUUCGCUUGGCAACUACACUCUCAAGAUGAAGAUGAGACCAUGUACGGACUUCUGGCCACCUCACCAUCCUAUUUCGAAGGCAUCCGGAGCAUAUACCUUAUGCCCACAGGGUUUCAGUCCAGCAGCAGCGUGCCGUGGAGUUUGACAAACAAAGGCCUUAAUGUGCAGCUCUAUAUUCGUCCCGAGCUUGGAAACACAGAAGAGCAAUACCUCGCGAUCCUGGAUUGCUUUCAGGCCCAUGAGGAAUCCCAAGACAACAUUAAUAAUGAAUUUCAGGCGUAUAGUCCUGCAAUCCGCUUACGCAGACUAUGGGGAGACCAAUACACACGAAUUCGUGCCCACGUAUGCGAGUCGGUUGGAGAACGUGCUAGGCAUGGUGGCCACCACGAGACUUUCUUUGUCAAACAAAAUCCAGCUCCAGCAUUGCCCAGCCUGGGGAUACACGAUUACCCGCAGCUUGGGCAAGCAGUGCAAAACUGGAGGCUUCGCCAGGUUUUCCCCAACGACCUGUGGAAUGGCGAAGCCGGGAUAUUUCGCUUAAGUCUUUUUCGGGCUCGUGGAAUCCAAGGAAUGUUCCGUUUCACGCGGUAUCAACAUACUCAUCGACAUUUCGCACAUUUUGAACUCAGGGAUGAGCACCUGGAUGUUGCAGUCGUACUGCAUCGGACAGUACGGGCAGAUCUAGAAGCUGUAUGCUUUCCCAGACCCUUGGAAGGACACACUCUGGAGCAGGCGUACUAUAGGUUGAACCGGAUUUGGACCGAUGCAUCUAGGGAAGAGCAAGACCGCUUAUUUGGAGAGUAUCAAGAGCGCAUCAUGGUCGUCCCGGAAAUGAUAAAAUCAGUGAGGGCUGGCCGCGGUCUAUACCUCCUUAAUCUUCGUGAGAGGUUCGAACUAGAGACCGAUCUGAGCGGCGUGCCAAGGCUCUGGACAUCAUUUGUCGAAAACCGUCGCGUGAAGUUGGGACUUGACGAAAGCGUAAUGGAACUCGACGGUGUACCAGUGGAUGAAAAUUCUGUCAGAAAAGCACAAGCAGCCCUUCUUGAGGAUUCAAGGCCUGAAAGACCUCGCGUUGAACUGAUAGAGGACGAGCUUAGAUCGCUCCUGGAGCCUCUAGUUCCGUGGUCACAUUCUCAAAGUGAGACGUUCCGACAACAAUUGAAAGACGGUGCCAAUGAUAUGGGAAACAUCGUUGGGGCUACUGCCAGCUUUGAACUUUGUCGAGCUGUUAUUACCGGAAAUGCACUGGAGCUAGAGGAUAUGCUGGAACGUGUGGAUAUUUCGGACAUCGCAGGACCUGUCUCCACGUUUGAAGGCUUCCAGUUGAUACAUCUGGCAAGUUUGACUACUGGCCCUCGAAUCAUCUCAGCGUUGCUGAAGAAGGGCUUAGAUCCUUUAGCAGUGACAGAUAAGGGAUUUAAUGCAUUUCAGCUGGCAUCGAUUUGUGGUAGAAGUAAGGUGCUAGCAUGUCUACUACAACUAGCACCUCAGGUUGCGAAAGACCAGACCUCGACCUCAGAACAUGAGGAACCCGUCUACGAGAAGGCGGUCUCGAGGUUCAGGCAAUACUUUGGAUCAGAAGGACACCUUCAGGAUACUGCUCUUCAUCUUGCGGCAGUACACUGCUCUGCAGGAGAAUUCGAGAGCAUCCUUGAAGAGAUUGUGAAAGCCAUUCGCAUCCCGAUAUACAGAUGGACCUCCUCAGAAAUCACUCAAGAACGGGAAUACCUCGUCUGUCUACGGAACAGCCUUGGAGAAACAGUCCUUCACAGAGCCGCUGCCGCAGCCAAUCGUGAAGUCGUCAGGUUUAUUUGCGAAAUAGUACCUGAAGCAUCGACCCGCCUAGACUCGAUGAGUCGAUCAACUCUGUGGCAUGCAGCAUACGGAGGGGAUCGGGAGAUCGUACGGCUUGUUGCAGCUGCACAUUCCAGUUUCAGAGUUGCGCCAUUACUGCAUCUGUCUGAUGAGAACGGCGUCACCCCGCUACAUGUUGCAUGCUGGAGGGGGCAUGCUGAUUGUGUCAAUGAAUUGCUGAACCUUGGAGCCACGUCACUCUCCAGAACGCGGGAGUUGAACCUCACGCCGCUCCACUACGCUGCACUAUUUGGACACGAUGAUUGCCUCAGAAUCAUGGUAGACGGGGUCUGGCGUGGGACACGGCAGCUAGGGGACUUCAACAUGGUAAUGGACAUGAGGGCCUCGAAGGAAUCAUUUGAGCUCUUCGCGCCCAUCCACUUGGCGGCUGCAAAUGGCUGGCUGAAAUGCGUCCAAGUUCUCGCGUUGAAUGGUGGAUCAAUAUCGGCAACAUCGUCCUUCUACUACGGAUUGGCCCACGAAGCUACGAAGACUAGACUAGCAAAGCCGUUCAAGGGACUGGUUGCAGUUGUGCCGUCCACACCAGCCGAAAUAGCAACAAGAGAAGGUUAUGGGAAUGUUUCCAGGUUCUUGGAAAAUUUCAAGCUUCCAGAUGCUGACAGCAGGACGGAAAUAACUCUGAUGGAUUCGAAGUCUUUGGUUGAGGAUUGGAAUCGACACAUGAUCACUUCCACGGAUAAUGGCAGAGCAGAUUAG
Molecule: messenger RNA, 3414 nt
Organism: Diaporthe amygdali
Lineage: Eukaryota; Fungi; Ascomycota; Sordariomycetes; Diaporthales; Diaporthaceae
Exons: 2
Coding region: 1-3414 (1137 amino acids)
Molecular function (GO): protein binding
Source: RefSeq, a predicted model, not a curated record